AUGUCCUGCCAGCAAAGCCAGCAACAGUGCCAGGCCCCUAAGUGCCCACCCAAGUGCCCUCCCAAAUGUCAGACACCUAAGUGCCCACCCAAGUGUCCACCUAAGUGUCCUCCCAAAUGCCCUCCCAACUCAGGAGGAUGCUGUAGCUCUGGGGGAUGCUGCAGCUCUGGCUCUGGAGGUGGCUGCUGCCUCUUCUCCCAUCACAGGAGAUCCCACAGGCGUAGGCGCCAGAGGUCUGACUGCUGUGACAGUGGCAGUGGGCACAACCAGCAGUCUGGAAGCUGCUGUGGGAGCUCUGGAGGUUGCUGUGGGAGCUCUGGGGGCUGCUGUGGGAGCUCUGGGGGCUGCUGUUGA
Messenger RNA from Gracilinanus agilis (Agile Gracile Mouse Opossum), 354 nucleotides. Its product is annotated as late cornified envelope protein 5A-like. Gene Ontology annotation, biological process: epidermis development. The record is from RefSeq and is a predicted model, not a curated record. NCBI's taxonomy places the organism in Eukaryota, Metazoa, Chordata, Mammalia, Didelphimorphia, Didelphidae. The transcript is spliced from 2 exons. The coding region runs from base 1 to 354 and encodes 117 amino acids.